GGUCGCCCCGGGGGUCGCCCGCCUUGCCCCUCGCCCCCCGGCCGUCCCCCCAGACAUGCCCCGCCGUGGCGGCCCGGCUCGCCGAGGAUCAUGACUGCGGCAGCGAACUGGGUGGCGAACGGGGCCAGCCUGGAGGACUGUCACUCCAACCUCUUCUCGUUGGCCGAACUCACGGGCAUCAAAUGGCGUAGGUACAACUUUGAAGGCCAUGGGGACUGUGGGCCCAUCAUUUCAGCUCCAGCCCAGGAUGAUCCCAUCCUGCUCAGCUUCAUCCGCUGCCUGCAGGCCAACCUGCUGUGCGUGUGGCGCCGGGACGUCAAACCCGACUGCAAGGAGCUCUGGAUAUUCUGGUGGGGGGACGAGCCCAACCUGGUCGAUGUCAUCCACCGCGAGCUGCACAUGGUGGAAGAAGGAUUCUGGGAGAAUGGACUUUCCUAUGAGUGUAGGACCCUGCUCUUCAAAGCAAUUCAUAAUCUUCUGGAAAGAUGCCUGAUGGAUAAAAACUUCGUAAGAAUUGGGAAAUGGUUCAUACGGCCCUAUGACAAGGAUGAGAAGCCAGUUAAUAAAAGCGAGCACUUGUCGUGUGCCUUCACGUUCUUCCUGCACGGGGAGAGCAACGUGUGCACGAGCGUGGAGAUCGCCCAGCACCAGCCCAUCUACCUGAUCACCGAGGAGCACAUCCAGAUGGCCCAGAACUCCCCCUCGCCCUUCCAAGUGCUGGUGAGCCCUUACGGCCUGAACGGGACCCUGACGGGCCAGUCGUACAAGAUGUCAGACCCUGCCACUCGGAAGCUGAUGGAGGAGUGGCAGUACUUCUACCCCAUGGUGCUGAAGAAAAAGGAAGGCAUGAAAGAGGAGGAAGAGCUGGGAUAUGACAACGAUUUCCCUGUGGCAGUUGAAGUCAUUGUUGGGGGUGUGAGGAUGGUGUAUCCUUCAGCCUUUGUUCUCAUCUCCCAGAGUGACAUCCCAGUGUCACAGAGCUCUGCCAGUGCUGCAGGCCAUAUAAAUGUGGGACAGCAGGGGCUUGCAAGCGUGAAGGAUCCUGUCAGUACCUGUGGGAUGCCCCUGACUCCCCCCACCUCUCCAGAGCAGGCUGUUAUGGGAGAAAGUGGCUGCUCUCAGAGCAGCAUCAGCCACCCAGCUGUGCAGGAGGGGACAGUCAGUGUCCACAGUCCAAAGAAAUCAAGCAAGAUCACUCCCAAAUUUCACAACCGUAUUGUUCACCGUGUGUGGAAGGAAUGCAUCCUCAACAGGGCACAGUCCAAGAGGAAUCAAAUUACAGCUGCAGAUUUGGAGGAGGAAGUUCCUAACAAUAGUGUUUCAUGGGAUUUUGUGGAUCCAGUCCAAAGAGUCAGUUGUUCUUGUUCCAGGCACAAGGUGUUCAAGCAGCGCUGCGCCGGUGCCUCGGGCCGGCCCCCAACGCUGCCCCAGCCCGGCUUCCCUGUGGGGACGGCGGCGGCCUCGGCACUGCCCCCUCCUGCCUCCUCAAAGCACAAAACCACCGAGCGGCAGGACAAGGGAGAGAAACUGCAGAAAAGGCCCCUGAUGCCGUUCCACCAUCGGCCCUCGGUGACUGAAGAGCUCUGCAUGGAGCAGGAGGCGGCCGGGCAGAAGCUGGGCCUGGCCGGGAUGGAGGCCGCCCUGGAAGUCCCCAGUUCCAGGAAAUACGAGAAGCCGCUCUCGCUACCUACUAGAAAUGCAAGCAAGCAAAUGAAUAUGAAUCCUAUGGAUUCACCCCAUUCCCCCACUUCCCCUCUGCCUCCCACCCUGAGCCCCCAGCCCAGAGGUCAGGAGGCAGAGAACCUGGACCCCCCUUCCGUUCCUGUGAACCCAGCACUCUACGGCAGCGGGCUGGAGCUGCAGCCACUGCCCAGCUUAGAUGACAGGACAGUCGUGGUGGGACAGAGGUUACCUCUGAUGGCAGAGGUCAGUGAGACAGCCUUGUACUGUGGCAUAACUCAGAGCAACGAGGCCGUGGAUGUGUGGAGGACCUAUAGUGUCCCUUCGAGUGACGACCCUGAGUUCCGGCCGCCGGAGCUGCCGUGUGAGAGGUAUGAUGGCAGGAUGGAGAUCAACCCCGACAGCACUGCACUGAAAAGGCUCUUAGCACAACCUAAUAAACGGUUUAAAAUUUUGGAAGAGCAGAAACCAGUGCAGACCUUGAACUAUCUUGACCCCUUGCCUCUACUACAACCCCCUGGAGAAGGCUGGGGGGACACCAGUGAUCCUUACACCUUCGAAGAUGGAGACAUCAAGUACAGUUUCACUGUCAAUAAAAAAUGCAAACUUGGGGCUGAGAAAGAUCCUUUGAAAAAGAACAAGUCAGAAGAUGGGAUUGGUUCCAAGGAAAUCCCCCCAGUGGGCCAUUCCACACCAGUUCCUGAUGGAAAAGAUGCCAUGUCCAUUUUCAGUUCUGCUCCUAAGACUGACCCGCGGCAGGAGGGCGCUGCCGGCAGGGCCGGCUCCGGCAGCCUCACCCAGGUCACCGACCUGGCCCCGUCCCUGCACGACCUCGACAACAUCUUCGACAACUCCGACGAGGAUGAGCUUGGGGCCGUGUCCCCAGCCCUGCGCUCCUCCAAGCUGCCGGCAGCGGGCUCCGAGGAGCGGCCGGUGGGCAAGGACGGCCGGACCGCGGUUCCUUAUCCUCCCACUGUGGCAGAUCUCCAAAGGAUGUUCCCAACACCACCCUCUUUAGAACAGCACCCUGCCUUCUCCCCAGUGAUGAAUUACAAAGAUGGAAUAAGUUCAGAGACUGUGACUGCCUUGGGAAUGAUGGAGAGUCCUAUGGUUAACAUGGUUCCAACACAGCUGGCUGAGUUUAAAAUGGAGGUGGAGGAUGGAUUAGGUAGCCCUAAACCUGAAGAAAUUAAGGAUUUUUCGUAUGUGCACAAAGUUCCAUCAUUUCAACCUUUCGUGGGCUCUUCACUGUUUGCUCCACUGAAGAUCCUGCCCAGCCAGUGCCUCCUACCUCUGAAGAUUCCAGAUGCCUGCAUCUUCAGGCCUUCUUGGGCUGUCCCUCCAAAAAUUGAACAACUUCCAUUGCCACCUGCAGCCACUUUCAUCAGAGAUGGCUACAACAACGUGCCCAGCGUGGGCAGCCUGGCGGACCAGGACUACCUGCAGAUGAGCACGCCGCAGAUGAGCACGCCGGUGACGCUCAACAGCGCGGCCCCCGCCAGCAACAGCGGCGCAGGAGUGCUGCCGUCGCCGGCCACGCCGCGCUUCUCGGUGCCCACGCCGCGCACGCCGCGCACGCCCAGGACUCCCCGGGGCGGGGGCACCGCCAGCGGUCAGGGCUCCGUCAAGUACGACAGCACGGACCAGGGCUCCCCCGCCUCCACCCCCUCCACCACGCGGCCGCUCAACUCGGUGGAGCCGGGCACAGUGCAGCCCAUCCCGGAGGCGCACAGCCUGUACGUGACCCUCAUCCUCUCCGACUCCGUGCUCAACAUCUUCAAGGACAGGAACUUCGACAGCUGCUGCAUCUGCGCCUGCAACAUGAACAUCAAGGGCGCCGACGUGGGGCUCUACAUCCCCGACUCCUCCAACGAGGAUCAGUACCGCUGCACCUGCGGCUUCAGCGCCAUCAUGAACCGCAAGCUCGGCUACAACUCCGGGCUCUUCAUCGAGGACGAGCUGGAUAUUUUCGGCAAGACCUCGGACAUCGGCCAGGCUGCAGAAAGGCGACUGAUGAUCUGCCAGAGCAACUUGAUCUCGCAGAUGGGAGAGGGAGCCAGGAGGAGCCAGGAGCCUCCCAUGAGCCUCCUGCUGCUGCUGCAGAACCAGCACACGCAACCCUUCACCUCGCUGAGCUGCCUGGAUUACAUGGCCUCCAACAACCGCCAGACGCUGCCCUGUGUCAACCUGAGCUAUGACCGGCUGCAGGCUGACAGCAACGACUCCUGGGUGGAAUGUUUCAAUGCCCUGGAGCAGGGCAGGCAGUACGUGGACAACCCCACGGGAGGCAAGGUGGAUGAAGCCCUUGUCCGAAGUGCCACUGUCCAUUCCUGGCCUCACAGCAACGUGCUGGACAUCAGCAUGCUCUCCUCCCAGGACGUGGUGCGCAUGCUGCUCUCCCUGCAGCCCUUUCUCCAGGAUGCCAUCCAGAAGAAGAGGACAGGAAGGACCUGGGAGAACAUCCAGCACGUGCAGGGACCACUCACCUGGCAGCAAUUCCAUAAGAUGGCAGGACGGGGGACCUAUGGCUCUGAGGAAUCUCCUGAGCCUCUCCCGAUCCCGACGCUGCUGGUGGGCUAUGACAAGGACUUCCUGACAAUCUCUCCCUUCUCCCUGCCCUUCUGGGAGAGGCUCCUGCUGGACCCCUACGGGGGCCACCGGGAUGUCGCCUACAUCGUGGUGUGUCCGGAAAAUGAGGCCUUGCUCGACGGAGCCAAAACUUUCUUCAGGGACUUGAGUGCUGUAUACGAGAUGUGCAGACUUGGGCAGCACAAGCCCAUCUGCAAAGUGCUGCGGGACGGGAUCAUGCGGGUGGGCAAGAGCGUGGCGCAGAAGCUGACGGACGAGCUGGUGAGCGAGUGGUUCAGCCAGCCCUGGGGCUCCGAGGACUGUGACAAUCAUUCCAGGCUCAAGCUCUACGCGCAGGUCUGCCGCCAUCACCUCGCACCUUACUUGGCCACCCUGCAGCUGGACAGCAGCCUUCUGCUGCCCCCCAAGUACCAAACGCCGGCUCCGAGCCAGCCGCAGGCAGCUCCCGGGAGCUCGGGGCCCGCUCCCCCCAGCUCCUCCUCGUGUCUCUCGGCCGCCGCUGGGGCCCCUGCCACGGGCAGCUCCUUCAGCUCCACGCCCAGCGCGGGCACCACGAGCCUUCCGGCGGGCAGCGCGUCCUCCUCGGGCUCCUCGGUGCCGCAGCUGUCAGCGUCCUCUGCCACGCCCGGCGCCAGCCAGAUGGGCGCCUCCUCCACGCCGGGCUUCAGCGGCAAUGCCGGCUCGGGGCAGAGCAGCAGCGCCGCCGGAGGCUCCGCCGAGCGCUCGCAGGGCAGCGCGGGCCCCGGGGCGGACACCGAGCCGGGCCCCAACCUGCCACAGCAGCAGCAAGAGGGACAGGAGGGCACGUCGGAGCGGGAGCGGAUCGGGAUCCCCACGGAGCCGGACGCUGCCGACAGCAACGCCUACCCCCCUGCUGUGGUCAUCUACAUGGUGGACCCCUUCACCUACACUGCUGACGAGGAGUCUGCCUCCACCAACUUCUGGCUCCUGAGCCUCAUGAGAUGCUACACAGAAAUGUUGGACAACUUGCCUGAGAAUAUGAGGAAUUCUUUCAUUCUCCAGAUUGUGCCUUGCCAGUACAUGCUGCAGACAAUGAAGGAUGAACAGGUUUUCUACAUUCAGCACUUGAAGUCUCUGGCAUUCUCUGUGUACUGCCAGUGCAGGAGGCCCCUGCCCACACAGAUCCACAUCAAGUCCCUCACAGGCUUUGGGCCAGCUGCCAGCAUUGAGAUGACCCUCAAAAACCCUGAGAGGCCCAGCCCAAUCCAGCUGUACUCACCUCCUUUCAUCCUGGCCCCCAUCAAAGACAAGCAGACAGAGCUGGGAGAGACAUUUGGAGAGGCCAGUCAGAAAUACAACGUGCUCUUUGUGGGGUACUGCCUGUCCCACGACCAGCGCUGGCUCCUGGCGUCCUGCACCGACCUGCACGGGGAGCUGCUGGAGACCUGCAUUGUCAACAUCGACCUGCCCAGCAGGUCAAGGAGGAGCAAGCUGUCUGCCCGGAAGAUCGGGCUGCAGAAGCUGUGGGAGUGGUGCAUUGGCAUUGUCCAGAUGACAUCCCUGCCCUGGAGAGUCGUCAUCGGCCGCCUGGGCCGCCUGGGCCACGGGGAGCUGAAAGACUGGAGUAUCCUGCUCGGGGAGUGCUCCCUGCAGACAAUCAGCAAACAGCUGAAGGAGGUUUGCCGCAUGUGUGGCAUCUCUGCAGCAGAUUCCCCCUCCAUCCUCAGUGCCUGCCUCGUUGCCAUGGAGCCACAGGGAUCAUUCGUGGUGAUGCCAGACGCGGUGACGAUGGGCUCGGUGUUCGGGCGCAGCACGGCGCUGAACCUGCAGUCGUCCCAGCUCAACACCCCCCAGGACGCCUCCUGCACACACAUCCUGGUGUUCCCCACCUCUGCCACCAUCCAGGUGGCACCUGCAAAUUACCCCAACGAGGAUGGCUUCAGCCCCACCAACGAUGACAUGUUUGACCUCCCAUUCCCAGAUGACAUGGACAAUGACAUUAGAAUUUUGAUAACAGGGAAUCUUCACUCUUCACCAAAUUCCUCCCCAGUUCCUUCUCCUGGAUCACCAUCUGGCACUGGAGUGGGAUCUCACUACCAUCACAGCAGGAGCCAAGGUGAACGUCUCCUCUCCAGAGAAGCCCCCGAGGAGCUGAAGCAGCAGCCCCUGGCUCUGGGCUACUUUGUGUCGACUGCCAAAGCGGAGAACCUCCCGCAGUGGUUCUGGUCCUCCUGUCCUCAGGCACAGAACCAGUGUCCCCUCUUCCUGAAGGCCUCUCUCCAUCACCACAUCUCUGUAGCGCAGACAGACGAGCUUCUACCUGCCAGAAAUUCUCAGCGAGUUCCUCACCCCCUCGACUCUAAAACUACAUCAGAUGUCUUGAGGUUUGUGCUGGAGCAGUACAACGCCCUGUCCUGGCUCACGUGUAACCCGGCCACGCAGGACCGCAGCUCCUGCCUGCCUGUGCACUUCGUGGUGCUCACCCAGCUCUACAACGCCAUCAUGAACAUCCUGUAGGACACACAAGCACUUGUUCUUCUGGCUGCUUCUUCCCUCUGCCCGGGAACGUGCCACGACCUGCAAAGAGCUCCGUUUGCUUCUCUUCAGACCAGUCCUGUGCUGUGCUUCUGUUCCUCCAAAAGCACAUGUGAAUUCUGCAGUGUUCAAAACUAAACUACCCAUUAACAUCUCUGGCAGCUUCAGUCCAAAAUCUGGGAACAUCC
Molecule: messenger RNA, 6953 nt
Organism: Melospiza georgiana
Lineage: Eukaryota; Metazoa; Chordata; Aves; Passeriformes; Passerellidae
Gene: MED13L
Product: mediator complex subunit 13L
Exons: 31
Coding region: 91-6747 (2218 amino acids)
Biological process (GO): regulation of transcription by RNA polymerase II
Cellular component (GO): mediator complex
Molecular function (GO): transcription coregulator activity
Source: RefSeq, a predicted model, not a curated record